Molecule: messenger RNA, 360 nt
Organism: Letharia columbiana
Lineage: Eukaryota; Fungi; Ascomycota; Lecanoromycetes; Lecanorales; Parmeliaceae
Exons: 2
Coding region: 1-360 (119 amino acids)
Source: RefSeq, a predicted model, not a curated record
AUGGACAAUCAACAGAGCCAAUCCUUUAAACCCAAGACAGAUUUCACUAUGGACAACCCAAAAAGCCAGAAUCCGCAAGCGGACGAGCAGAGCUCUGCUGGUGGACGGGAUGGCUUAGGUGACAAGCUAAGCUCAGUUGCUGGCGAAGGCACAGGAGGCAGUGGGGACAGCCAGAGUUUGCUCGACAAGGGUAUAAGUUACCUGCAGCAAUCUGUAACCGGACAAAGCGGUCAGACCGAUGAAGCAAGCGCACAAGGAGACACGAGCCACCAUGCGGCUGUAGAUGAAGCCCAUCCUGAGAAGAUAUCCGAAUUCCUCCGUGAUCAAAACAGGAGCAUGACGAAGGAGGAGGGAAAUUGA